CUCUCGGAACACAAUUAGUGGGACACACUAAGAGUUGAGCCAGCUAGGAUUAUAUUUCUCUCCAGAAAAAAAAUGUGCAAUGGAGCUGCAGGAAAAAGUGACUGUUCCGACAUUUACAGACUUGGACAAAGACGCUUUUCUGCGAGAUAUUUAUCCACAGAGAAGACCGGCCGUGCUGAGAGGCAUGGAUCUUGGACCGUGCCUGGAAAAGUGGACAGCUGAAUAUCUCACUGAGAAAGGGGGAGACAAGGAAGUGAAGAUUCACGUGUCCACUGUGCCGCAGAUGGACUUCCUCCACAAAAACUUUGCAUACAAGACUCUGCCUUUCAAGGAAUUUGUGAAAAGAGCAUCUGAAAAAACCCACUGUGAUUACUUCCUGUGUAAGGAUGAGAGUUAUUAUCUACGAUCACUUGGAGAGGAUGUACGAAAGGAACCUGCUGAUCUCAGUAAACAGUUCCCAGCCUUGGCUGCAGAUUUCCACAUCCCGGAGUUCUUUGCACCUGAUCAGUUCUUUUCCAGCGUAUUCCGCAUCAGCUCCUGUGGUCUGCAGCUGUGGACGCACUACGAUGUGAUGGAUAACCUGCUGGCUCAGGUGACAGGAACCAAAAGAGUCAUUCUCUACAGCCCCCAGGAUGCAUUGCACCUAUACCUGUCAGGGGAUAAAUCUGAGGUCCUGGAUAUCGACUCCCCAGACCUGACACGAUUUCCCGAGUUUGUGAAGGCGAAGAGAUACGAGUGUGUGCUGGAGCCUGGAGAUGUUCUUUUUAUCCCGGCUCUGUGGUUCCACAACACCCUCGCUCUGCACUUUGGAGUGGGUGUAAACAUGUUCUGGCGACAUCUUCCUGCUGACAGUUACGACAAAAAGGACCCGUACGGUAACAAAGACCCCGUGGCUGCGGCUCGAGCGCUUCAGGCCUUGGAGAGAGCACUGCACACUCUGGAUGAACUCCCGGCAGAUUAUCGGGACUUCUAUGGGCGCCGCAUGAUUCAGCGAAUCCAAAAACGGACAUACAGCGACAGUCAAUCGACAACAAGUACACAGCAGGACUCUGACAGAACAUCACCAAGCAAUCACUUCACCAAACCUGGAUGAAUUUUGAAAUGUGGAGUAACCGAUACAACAGAAUGCAUGUAAGAUAAAUGAUUUGGGAAAACAUCAA
Messenger RNA from Labrus mixtus (cuckoo wrasse), 1160 nucleotides. RefSeq names its product tRNA-yW synthesizing protein 5 (gene tyw5). The record is from RefSeq and is a predicted model, not a curated record. Bases 80 to 1093 code for a protein of 337 amino acids. Lineage: Eukaryota; Metazoa; Chordata; Actinopteri; Labriformes; Labridae. Gene Ontology annotation, molecular function: tRNA binding; 2-oxoglutarate-dependent dioxygenase activity. The transcript is spliced from 8 exons. Gene Ontology annotation, biological process: wybutosine biosynthetic process.